AUGGCGACGCAGGUUGAGGCAUCGGUAUUGCACGGCGUCAAAGAUCUACGAAUCGAGUCGAGACAGCUUCCUCCGCCAUUUGCAAACGAAGUCCAGAUCCAGAUCGCAUCCACCGGCCUCUGCGGCUCCGACUUGCACUACUACUCCCAUUACCGUAACGGCGACAUCCUUGUCCGAGAACCGCUAUCUCUUGGCCAUGAAUCCUCCGGUAUAGUCACAGAAGUCGGCUCGUCAGUCUCAGAUCUCAGACCCGGUGAUAAGGUGGCACUAGAAGUUGGCCUGCCAUGCGAACGAUGUCCGAAGUGCAAAGAGGGAAGGUAUAACAUCUGUAAGGAAAUGAAGUUUAGGAGUAGCGGUAAGAGCUUCCCGCAUUUUCAGGGCACACUGCAACAAAGGAUCAACCAUCCAGCGAAGUGGUGUUACAAGCUGCCAGAGGAUGUGGGCUUAGACGUGGGAGCCCUCUUAGAGCCGUUAGGUGUAGCAUUGCAUGCCUUCCGCAGAAGUCUAAUGCAACCGGAGGCUACAGUGCUGGUAUUCGGCGCCGGUGCAGUCGGUCUUCUUUGUGCCGCAGUGGCAAAAUUAAAAGGGGCCAGCCGGGUCAUCAUAGCGGACAUCGAUGCUGGCCGGUUAGAGUUCGCUGUACAGAACGGAUUCGCUCACAACAGCUACACAGUCCCCAUGCGGCGAGGGAAAGACAUUGACGAGAGUCUCACAAUGGCCAAGGAGACCGCCGAAGCAAUCGGCAAGAUCGACGGCGUGGGUGAAGUGGACACAGUCUUCGAAUGCACGGGCGUACCUUCAUGCGUACAAGCGGGCAUCUAUUCGACUCGGCCUGGCGGCAGGUUGAUGCUGGUCGGUAUGGGACACCCGAUUCAGACAUUGCCGCUCGCGGCUGCGGCGCUGAGGGAGGUGGAUAUAGUAGGCGUAUUCAGAUAUGCAAAUACUUACCCUGAGAGCAUUGAGAUUGUGCAGCAAGCAAUGAGGAGUAAGGACGGUCCAGACUUCUCGAAGCUAGUCACGCACCGCUUUUGUGGACUUGAGGAGGCGCCGAAAGCGUUUGAGAUGGCUGGGAAGACGAAAGAUGCCGACGGCAGACUCGUCCUGAAGGUAGUCAUUGAUAGCAGCGAAGGCGCACCGCCUUCGAAACUGUAA
This is a messenger RNA of Baudoinia panamericana UAMH 10762, 1152 nucleotides long. RefSeq lists its product as uncharacterized. NCBI's taxonomy places the organism in Eukaryota, Fungi, Ascomycota, Dothideomycetes, Mycosphaerellales, Teratosphaeriaceae. The record is from RefSeq and is a predicted model, not a curated record. The coding region runs from base 1 to 1152 and encodes 383 amino acids. Gene Ontology annotation, biological process: D-sorbitol catabolic process. The transcript has 2 exons. Gene Ontology annotation, molecular function: zinc ion binding; L-iditol 2-dehydrogenase (NAD+) activity.